AUGCCAUCAAACAACUCGACUCUUAAUCAUCGGAGCAGGCCUUCCAACACUCUAUUCGCCUUUGGCAUCCUCGCGCAGGUCGCGUUGCUUGCCGUUAUCUUCUGGACAUAUACGAGCUAUGGCAACUCCCGUGAGCCGACCACGUUAGCGGAAGCAGCAGUGAAGACAGCAACAAGACCAAACGGCUUCACUUUGCGCCACCUUAUAGAUCAUGGCGCUGGCCAGUCUGGACCACGAGCACGCAGAUUCGAUGUGACACCAGAGCGAUUUGCCGUAGCUGGUCUUGAUACUCACAUCGGACCCUUCGCUAUCAAGACAGCACCGGUGAAGAUAGAACGACCUGCAUUGCGUGGCUACGAUGCACAGAUCCCCAUGUCGUCCAUGUGGAUCGCCGAAGAUGUACCGGGUCCGGAUGUUACGGACAAGAACACGGUAAUCAGUUUCGCGAACAUGUCCGAGGAUGCUUACAAGGUCGGUCGUGAUGACGCUGGAUGGAUGGACGUUGACGGACGUUACAAUUCAUCAGUUCCUUUUGGUUGGGAUGACAGUGGCAUCCGAGGUCACGUGUUUAGCGAUGAUACCAAUUCCACCAUCAUUCUGGCGGUGAAGGGAACGACUGUAGCUAUGUUUGAAGGCGAUGGAACCUCCGUUCACGACAAAGAAAACGACAACUUGUACGGUUCUUGCUGUUGCGGCCAAGGUGGGACAUAUCUUUGGCGCAAAGUGUGCGACUGUCAAACUGGUACCUACAGCUGUGACGAGCAAUGUGUCAAAGACGAGUUACGAAAGCCGAAUAGAUACUAUGCUGCGACUGUCGAGCUGUAUCAGGAGGUCCUCAAACUCUACCCGGAUGCGAACAUUAUGACGACGGGACACAGUUUGGGAGGUGUCCUGGCUUCUUUGAUUGGCUUGCAGCACGGUAUUCCUGCGGUGACAUUCGAGGCCUACCCGCAAGCCUUAGCAGCUAAGCGCUUGGGUUUGCCAGCUGCCGGCGAUGUCGCUCCACUUAGGAAGAAUACAGGCGGCUUUCACUUCGGACAUACCGCUGAUCCUGUAUAUAUGGGCACCUGCAACGGCGCGACGAGCUUUUGCUCAAUCGGCGGAUAUGCUUUCGAAACACUCUGCCAUACCGGGAAAAGAUGUGCAUAUGAUGUGGUGAAGGAUUGGGGAUGGAGACAGAACACGCAAACCCAUAGUCUCAGGUACGCCAUCGACAACGUGUACAUGAAAUACGACGAGGCAGCAAUAUGUCAAGAAGAGGACGUUGGGUGCGUCGAUUGUUAUCUGUGGAAGUUCGAGAACGGCACCCACACCACAGCGACGACAAGCUCCACGACUGCAACAAGUACUACAUCCUCAAGGACGCGGACUGAGACGUGUAAGACACCUGGGUGGUGGGGAUGCCGUGAUGAGACCACCACGAUGGUAUCGACCACUUCAUCCAGCCCAUCAAGUACCGCAACAAGUACUAGUACAAGUACCUGUCAAACUCCCGGAUGGUUUGGUUGCAAAGACAAAACGACAGCUAGCACAACUAGCACAACUACUACUACGUCUAGUGAGCCAACGACUACAUGUACCUCGAAAGGCUGGUUUGGCAGGUGUCACGACGACGUGCCUGCGACGACUACACCAGCCAUGGAAGGCCAUGCAUACUGGCGGACGGCCGCGACCGCGACGCAAACGGCACGAUAA
Alternaria arborescens is the source of this 1695-nucleotide messenger RNA. Its product is annotated as putative lipase. The transcript has 2 exons. Gene Ontology annotation, biological process: neutral lipid catabolic process; macroautophagy; multivesicular body membrane disassembly. The record is from RefSeq and is a predicted model, not a curated record. Gene Ontology annotation, molecular function: glycerophospholipase activity. NCBI's taxonomy places the organism in Eukaryota, Fungi, Ascomycota, Dothideomycetes, Pleosporales, Pleosporaceae. The coding region runs from base 1 to 1695 and encodes 564 amino acids.